AUGAUUGCACAAACUCAUGGACAACAUGUAGUUGGAUCACCAAUACAUCAACAACAACAACAACAACAACAACAACAACAACAACAACACCAACAUCAACAACAACAACAAUAUUUACAUCAACAACAAAUGUAUCAACAACAUUUGAAACAACAACAACAACAACAACAACAACUUCAAAUGCACCAUCAACAGCAACAACAACAUCAUCAACAACAUCAACACCAACAACACCAACUUCAACAACAAUCAUCAUCAUUUGUUGAUCAAGCACAAAAGAAUGAAUUCCAAACAAAUCCAAACCAAAUCAAUAUUAAUAAUAAUAAUAAUCAUUUACAACAACAACAACAACAACAACAAUCGAAUGAAGAGGCAAAACAAAACAAAUCAAAUGAUAACAAUAACAACAAGGACAAAGAAAUAAUAAUUCAUGAAUCAACAAAAAUCAAGGAAGAAGUAACAAACAAUCAAAAUAGUAAUAAUAAUAGUUAUAAUAAUUCCACACCGGGUAGUAAUAGUGUAAUACCAACUCAACCAUAUCUAACACCUUCAUUAUUAUCAUCAAACUAUCCACCAUCGGGAGGUAAUAAUAAUGGUGGACCAGAAGAAUACAAUUGGAUUUUGUCAUUUUUAGAUAUAGAUAAUUCAACUAGUACUCUGGAUAAUCAACAACAACCACCACCACCACAACCUACACAACCUACACAACCAAAUCAGGCAACAACCACCACCACCAACACCAACACCACAGCACCAUCCACAUCAUCAUCAUCAUCAUCAUCAACAUCAAAUGGUCAAGAAAAUAAUCCAACAUCAAUAACCAGUUCCACUCCAUCCUCUCAAACUUCAACCACCUAA
This is a messenger RNA of Cavenderia fasciculata, 858 nucleotides long. RefSeq lists its product as uncharacterized. The record is from RefSeq and is a predicted model, not a curated record. Lineage: Eukaryota; Evosea; Eumycetozoa; Acytosteliales; Cavenderiaceae. The transcript has a single exon. Bases 1 to 858 code for a protein of 285 amino acids.